AGUGACGACUGUUCAGCCCAGUUCCCUAGCUGUCCCUCCCCUCCGUGAUGUACUUUGGUGUACGUGUGUCUGCUAAUCUUCGGUGCCAUUGUGCUAUUUGAUGUGUAAGACAAUAGAAUGCAUACUGGCUUUUGUGGUAUGGUUAGGCCUAACUGUAUGUAAUGCUAUGGGUAAUCUUUGUAAAAGUGUUAGUGGUUUUGAUGCGUUUAUUUGGACCAGAGUAAUUCUAUCUUUGCCGUAAGAUUCAUCAAGUAAACAGCACGGCGUAAGACAAGAGAAUGGAUACUGACAACCAGUUCGUAAUGAAAGGAGAUAGUAUAAGUUGUACAUAACAUAACAUCGCGAAUUAUUCUGGGUUGAGAAUCAAAUGGGGUAGUAUAUAAUGCGACAUCGCAAUCUGUUCACGGUAACGUCACUGCUAGAAAAAGUAAGAAAUAUAGAAUAUAAAUCUGUUUAUGAUAACCCAGGAAAAGGAAGAUGUGAACAGCAUAUCAUCAAUUAUUCUAAUACCAAAAGCAUAUCGAUAAAAUAGGAAUGAAAUAGCUGAUCAGAGCAGAAUUCUAAACACGUCAUCACCUGUUACCAAACAAAGAACAGAAUGGAACACUUAAUCAGUAAGAGAUGACCGGAUAGAGACCCUUAAGAGUAGUUAAUCAUAAUGAAAGUGGGAAUUAGCGAAGAAGCUUUUUAAAUUGGUAAAUUACCUUCGUCUGAGCAAAACUAAACCACAAUUACGAAGGGGCAGUAAUUAAGAGUCAUGAGUAAGGGGCAGUGAGUUAGAGAUCAUCAAAAAGGAACUUCAAGUACGAGUUUAUCAGCGAGCGUGCCGCAGCGAGCUCUCCGCGGAAGGCGUGCACCGUUACCGAGGUCCAUCCCGCCCCGCACACACCGCUGCCUCACCGCUAUUCGCUCCUCGUCAGGCGUCGUCAGUCUGUGUGUGUUGGCUGUGGGCGGCGCUGCUGACGCCCUCUCUCCCAGCGAAGACUCCGCGCUACUUUGAAAUCGCCUGUCGCCAUUGCUAAGUGUCAGUCAUGCGAGAAGUAUAUUUGAAUUCCACACUGGAGUUUCAUGGCAGAUCAUCGAGCUGUUCGAAGCAAAGCAGCUUUUCCUAUUUCGGCUUCUUGAACAUGAUGCUCAUCAUGCUUGAGGUGGCGAUAAACAUAAUCAAUCUAAACAACAACAACGAUGACAACAAUAACAAUAAUAACAAUAACAACAAUAAUAAUAACAAUGUCAACGGAAGAAACAUACGAGGAUUGCAUGGACCACAGGAGGAACUUCGUGCAUUUCAGACGUUGGCAAAAAGCGUCCGAAAAUACGACGAAACACCCCCUACCGACGAAGCGACAGAUGAUGCAGUCGAAGGCGAAGGUGCAGAAGCAAGCCGCGCAACGAAGAGCGAAGGGAGGCGUUCCCGUAGGCAGCGAGGAGUCCAAAAGCGGUCAUUACCUAGAAUGAAGGCAGCGCCACAUCACGGGUGUCUGUGCUCAACGCAUGGCGAGGAAAAAGACCCAGACACCGAGGACUUUCCAAAGGAUCUUCUUCUGGAGGAUCACGACCCUUGGAGUCUCCUGCCGACCAUAGACGGAGGGCGGACGGGAGCGGAGGGGCGCCUCGGUGUUGGCGCGUCGGUAAAUGCUAUGGCCGGAUGGAUAGGCCGGUUAAUGACGUCACAACACUGCCUCGCUUGGCUUCAGUGCGAAAUCCGCGGCCUCAUUGGAGCGUAUCUCAGCCAAAGUGACGGUGAUGAUGAUGAUGAUGGUAACGACGAAAAGGUCCUCAAAACAUGCAUACAAAGGCACCCUAAAUGUCCCUUGCUCAUGCCUUUACACAGCGAUGGAUCCCAGGGUGUCUUGAAAAUAAAUAAGAAUGAAGUAUAAUUCAUGAUUAACUAAAAAAAAA
Penaeus indicus is the source of this 1902-nucleotide messenger RNA. RefSeq names its product probable basic-leucine zipper transcription factor E. The transcript is spliced from 2 exons. NCBI's taxonomy places the organism in Eukaryota, Metazoa, Arthropoda, Malacostraca, Decapoda, Penaeidae. The record is from RefSeq and is a predicted model, not a curated record. Bases 1032 to 1880 code for a protein of 282 amino acids.